Grammomys surdaster is the source of this 3093-nucleotide messenger RNA. RefSeq names its product inter-alpha-trypsin inhibitor heavy chain 4 (gene Itih4). The transcript is spliced from 23 exons. The record is from RefSeq and is a predicted model, not a curated record. The coding region runs from base 45 to 2849 and encodes 934 amino acids. Lineage: Eukaryota; Metazoa; Chordata; Mammalia; Rodentia; Muridae.
CUGCUCUGGGGUUCAGAAGCAGUGUGGCAGGCAACUGAAGGCAAAUGAAGAGCCCUGCCCCUGCCCACAUGUGGAACAUUGUGCUGCUCUUGCCCUCACUGUUGGCUGUGCUUCAGACCACUACUGGCGAGAAGAAUGGCAUCGAUAUCUACAGCCUCACAGUGGACUCCCGGGUCUCUUCCCGAUUUGCUCAUACUGUUGUCACCAGCCGGGUGGUCAACAGAGCCGAUGCUGUCCAAGAAGCGACCUUCCAAGUAGAGCUACCCAGGAAAGCCUUCAUCACCAACUUCUCCAUGAUCAUUGAUGGCGUGACCUACCCAGGGGUUGUCAAAGAAAAGGCUGAAGCACAGGAGCAAUACAGUGCUGCUGUGGGCCGGGGCGAGAGCGCCGGCCUCGUCAAGACCACUGGGAGACAGACAGAGCAGUUUGAAGUGUCAGUCAACGUAGCCCCUGGUUCCAAGACUACCUUUGAACUCAUAUACCAGGAACUGCUCCAAAGGCGACUGGGAAUGUAUGAGCUACUCCUCAAAGUGAGGCCUCAGCAGCUGGUGAAGCACCUUCAGAUGGAUGUCUACAUCUUUGAGCCUCAGGGUAUCAGCAUCCUGGAGACAGAGAGCACCUUCAUGACCCAGGAGCUGUCAAAUGCCCUUACCACUUCACAGAACAAGACCAAGGCACAUAUCCGGUUCAAGCCAACACUCUCCCAGCAACAGAAGUCUCAAAAUGAGCAGGACACGGUGCUGGAUGGGGACUUCAUUGUCCGCUAUGAUGUGAACCGGUCUGUCUCUGGGGGCUCCAUUCAGAUUGAGAACGGCUACUUUGUGCACCACUUUGCCCCAGAGGACCUUCCUACAAUGUCCAAGAAUGUGCUUUUUGUCAUUGACAAAAGCGGAUCUAUGUCAGGCAGGAAAAUCCAGCAGACCCGAGAAGCCCUAAUCAAGAUCUUGAAAGACCUCAGCCCCCAAGACCAGUUCAACCUCAUUGUAUUCAGUGGGGAAGCAAACCAAUGGAAGCAGUCGCUGGUGCAAGCGACAGAAGAAAACUUGAAGGAGGCUGUAGACUAUGCCUCCAAGAUUCAUGCUCAGGGAGGAACCAACAUCAAUAAUGCAGUGCUCUUGGCUGUGGAACUGCUGGAUAGAAGCAACCAGGCUGAACUACUGCCCUCGAAGAGUGUCUCCCUUAUCAUCCUGCUCACGGACGGCGAACCCACUGUGGGGGAGACCAAUCCUACGAUUAUCCAGAACAACAUACAGAACGCCAUCAAUGGGCAGUAUAGCCUCUUCUGCCUGGGGUUUGGCUUUGAUGUGCACUAUCCUUUCCUGGAGAAGCUGGCACUAGACAAUGGUGGCCUGGCCCGGCGCAUCUAUGAGGACUCAGACUCUGCACUACAGCUUCAGGACUUCUACCAGGAAGUAGCCAAUCCACUGCUAUUAUCGGUGGCCUUUGAAUACCCCAAUGAUGCUGUGGAGGAUGUCACUCGGUACAACUUCCAACACCACUUUAAGGGCUCAGAGAUGGUGGUAGCUGGGAAGCUCCAGGACCAGGGCCUUGAUGUCCUCUUAGCCAAAGUCAGUGGGCAGAUGCACAUGCAAAACGUCACUUUCCAAAUGGAGGCCAGUGUAGCCCAACAAGAGAAGGAGUUCCAGAGCCUCAAGUACAUCUUUCACAACUUUAUGGAGAGGAUCUGGGCAUUGCUGACCAUACAGCAACAGCUAGAGCAGAGGAUUUCAGCGUCAGGUGCCGAAUUAGAGGCCCUUGAGGCCCAAAUUCUGAACUUGUCACUCAAGUACAAUUUUGUCACCCCUCUCACACACAUGGUGGUCACCAAACCUGAAGGUCAAGAACAAUUUCAAGUUGCCGAGAAGCCUGUGGAAGUCGAUGACGGAGUGCGGAGACUCCUCUUAGCAGCUCAAGACUAUCGAUUCAAGACUCCUACCAGCAGAUCUAAACUGAUUACCAUGCUGAAAGUAGGAAGUAGGCUCCAGAAGACGCCCAGACUCGGUGAUGCCUUUGUUACAUCUAGACAACACAUUUCUCCUGGACUUCCUGGACCUCCUGGACUUCCUGGACCUCCUGGACCUCCUCAUUUCGCUUCUGGCUUUGACUUCAGCCAGCAGCCUUCCUUUGCAAGGAUGCUAAAUCCACCAUCCUUAGAUCCCGUCGGCCCAAGACUAGCUAUGUUACCAGACAUGGAGGAAACCGAUAAAGAAAGCACCAUACCAGAAGAAUCCCCAAACCCAGCCCACCCCCAGGUUCAUACUGUCAUCUUGCCGCUUCUGGGAUCCAGUGUGGACCAGCUCUGUGUGGAUAUCUUACAUUCUGAGAAGCCCAUGAAGCUGUUUGUAGACCCCAGUCAGGGGCUGGAGGUGACUGGUAAGUAUGAGAAUACUGGGUUCUCCUGGAUCGAAGUGACCAUCCAGAAGCCUCACCUGCUGGUCCAUGCAACUCCUGAACGAUUAGUGGUGACACGGGGCCGAAAAAACUCUGAAUACAAGUGGAAGAGGACACUGUUCUCUGUGUUACCUGGCUUGAAGAUGACCAUGGAUAAGAUGGGACUCCUACAGCUCAGUGGCCCAGACAAAGUCACCAUUGGCCUCUUGUCUCUGGAUGAUCCUCAGAGAGGACUGAUGCUGCUUUUGAAUGACACCCAACACUUCUCCAACAACAUUAAAGGGGAGCUUGGUCUGUUUUACCGGGAUAUUGUCUGGGAUCCACCUGUUGGGCCAGAUAAUACAAGACGGGUAGUCAGAGUUCAAGGAGUCGGCUACCUAGCUACCAGAGAGAUCAAGUUGAGUUACCAAGAAGGGCUCCCAGGAAAAGAGAUUUCCUGCUGGACGGUGACGAUAUAAAACUGUUAGGAGCACCACUCCCUGCCAUGCUGUCCUCGUGUGCAGGCGAAUGACACUGUAUACCACCAGGGCCACCUGCCACCAGGGCCACCUGCCACCAGGGCCACCUGCCACCAGGGCUACCUGCCACCAGGGCCACCUGCCACCAGGGCCACCUGCCACCAGGGCUACCUGCGAGGCCGAGACCUUCAUAGGGAAGAGGAUGCUCCCUUGUUACAAAUAAAGAAAGGCGGUGUGAACCCAG